Molecule: messenger RNA, 957 nt
Organism: Odontomachus brunneus
Lineage: Eukaryota; Metazoa; Arthropoda; Insecta; Hymenoptera; Formicidae
Product: endocuticle structural glycoprotein SgAbd-2-like
Exons: 4
Coding region: 20-685 (221 amino acids)
Cellular component (GO): chitin-based extracellular matrix
Molecular function (GO): structural constituent of chitin-based larval cuticle
Source: RefSeq, a predicted model, not a curated record
CUUGGGCGUCUUCAUAUAAAUGCCGGCGGUGCUCGCAGCACGGGAUCACAGAUUCGAUCUCGUUCAAAUCGACUGCCGCACCGAACCGCCGACAAUCGUCGUCGUAGUUGUCGUCGUCAUCGUCAUCGUCAUGCAGUACCUAAUCUUAGCAUUGGCUCUCUUCGGCUGCGCUUUCGGACAAUUCGGACCAUACCGCGGCUUUCCUGGCCAAAAUGCGUACAGACCAACGCCGAGGCCCUACCAGCCGCAACCGCCGGUGCAGCCGCCUCAGUACACAUCGCCCGCAAAGCCGUUCAUAGCUAUUCGAAGCCAGCAAAAGGACUCGUCACCGGAUGGAUCUUACAGUUUCAGUUAUGAAACUGAGAAUGGAAUUUCCGUCUCUGAGAGCGGAUAUCCACAAGUCGGUCCUCAGGGUCAAACAGAGGUAGUUCAAGGCAGAUACUCGUACCCCGCGCCCGACGGCACCCCCAUCACCAUCGAGUACACGGCCGACGAGAACGGUUUCCACGCGCAGGGUGCACACAUCCCAACGCCGCCACCCAUCCCUGAGGCCAUCAGAAGAGCGCUCGCGGCAAACCCACCCGGUCCCGACGACUCCAAGUACGACAAGUACGAUCAACAGCAGCCAUUCCAGCAGCGAUUCGGCGGACCGGCGUACAACGCUAAUCCCUUCCGGAGAUUCUAGUUUCGCACCUCGAUCGCACGAAAAGCUCCCUCCCCUUCUCCCCGCGAAAUAUGCACCCACGACCAGCGCACAGCCGGACGAAUCCGUCGGAGGGAGGCUCGGCUAGAUAUCGACCGACUGCUACGGAUCACCUCUAACCGGACUCUAACCGGAAGUGAUACGUGUAUAUAUAGGACACAGUACGGCGGGCAACAACAAGUAUCGGAGAAACCCCUACAGAGCAACAUAACUGUCGUUACGCAAUAAAUCAGUAUAUAUAUUGUUUCUACUUG